AUGUUGCCUCGUGCCGCCCGUCGCCGAAACCCCCUUCACCACCUACGCUUGUCGACCGAGCAGUUGACUUUACCAUGGCUGUGUCCGGCGGUACUCCGGCCUCAUACUCAAUCACAUCGACCGGGAAACAAUAAUGACUCGAAGAUUGUUUCAUCCACGCCAUCGGCGUUACAUCGUCGUCGAUCCUUUUCUUCACACUCAAGACGGCAUCUGGCAACAGCAACUGAUGGCAUGCCGAUUUCAUCGAGUCCUUCGCCAACUCCCUCCUGGUUAUCGCCGCUUCUGGGACAGUCUCUCUAUAGUGAACCGGCCAUUAUGAUUCAAGAAAGCCAGUUGAUUACCACGCCGACUUUGAAAAGAGUUCGUGGUAUUGGCGGUUCGCUUGAGGAGAUGAUGGCUAGAUUUCACGUUCUGCUCCAAACUCGAGAAAUUGAAAAGGCUGCACAAGUUCUUGAUCGCAUGUCGACGGCUUUUGCUCAUGGCGAUUCUCGCUUUCUCGAUUUACAUAACCAAUACAUCGAAGCCGUGGUGGCGGAUAUGAUUGAGAAUAAGCGUUCCGGAGACACUCUGAAAAAAGCAUUGAGUCUACAGACCUGGUUUGAGGUCAAGUUGCCAGAGGGAUUUCUGAAGCCGAAUGCUAGGACUAUGGCUAUAAUGCUACGUAUGACGCUUCGCUUGUUUCAUGGUUCAAGGCGCGAUCGAACAGUGAGGCGGUAUUGGAAUAUGGUUAAGCAGAAUAGGUUUGAAGUAGAGGUAUUAUCCAUGCCUGACUUAUUGACGGAACGGGAUUUGGGCGAAAUCUCACAGUUAUGUCCUAAUGAGUUACCCAAUUUUGAUCUCAUAGUCGACGACGAACCCGAGCCUCCGCAGGAAGCCACCCCGCCCCAUAAAGAAACGUCCGUUCGUGCGACCAAGCAGAAAGGUCUUGGUCUUUCAUCACUAAAGUCUACUUUGUCAAUACUUCCAGAGUAUGAUAAUGCUGUCGAUUUGGAUGACAUAGACUCGGAAGAAGUAAGGGAACUGCAGCGCAAAAGACAGGCAGAGUUGGAGGGCAAGGCUGUGGACACAGCUAAAAAGCGUUGGCAACGAGAGAUGGAGACCAUGAGAGCUGCCGGUAUCGAUACGUCUGGUGGCGGCAAGACGAUAGCCAGUUUGCUGGAACAAUGGUACAACGACAUGGUCUUGAAGCUUAAAGAGGAAAUUAAAAUCGGUCGUCCAUCAGAAAGAACUUCGAAACUGUCUGCCGACGAGAAGAAUCGAGAACACGCAGACUUCCUACGUAUCCUCCCACCUGAUACAUUGGCUGCUAUCACGGUGAUGCACGUUAUUCAACUCUUCGCUCGGGCAGGUGUCGAGAAAGGUCUCAAGGUCCCUACGAUCAUGACGUCUCUCGGGCAAGAGGUUCAAAACGAGUUCAUCGCACAAUCCAUGAUCGCCAAGUCAGAGCGUGAUUCACGCCACCACAAAUUUAUCAAGCAGGUGGUGGAGAACAGGAAGAAGAAGGCAGGCCGCAUUAAGUUCAAGAAGCUCCUCACCGAAAUGAAAUCUAACAGCCGUGACGUCGAGUCCGAGUUCACUUGGCCGGUUGAUGUCCAUGCGAAGGUGGGAGGCGCUUUGCUGUCUGUGUUAUUCGACUGCGCGAAAGCACCUGUGAUACAGGAAGAUCCUGAUACGAAAAAGCGCAUUAUGGUCAUGGAAUCGGCUUUUCAACACUCUUACGAAAUUAAUAGAGGGAGGAAGUUUGGUCUACUACAUGCUCAUCCCGAGGUUACACGAAGACUUAUCCGCGAAGCCCCUAACGCUGUUCAGGCUCGUCAUAUGCCGAUGCUCUCAGAACCCCAGCCGUGGACUGCGUUUGAUAAAGGCGGAUUUCUAGCACAGCGCAGCCCGAUUAUGCGCACAACACCUGGUGAUACUCUUCAACAUUCUUAUAUGAAGAAAGCUCUGGAAAACAAUGGCCUUCCCGAAGUCCGUGCUGGUCUGGACAUUUUGGGAAAAACGGCAUGGACAAUCAACAACGACGUUUUUGAUGUUAUGCUAGAGGCAUGGAACACAGGUGAAGCAUUUGCCAAAAUUCCCCCUCUCGACCCACAGAUUCCCAUGCCAGAGAAACCUGCAGACGAUAACCCAGAGGCAAUCAAAGUAUACAACAACAAGCUUCGUGAAGUGGAGAAUUUGCGGUCUGGUCUCCAUUCUCAAAGAUGCUUUAUCAACUUCCAAAUGGAGAUUGCUCGCGCAUACAAAAAUCAAACAUUUUAUCUUCCCCACAACAUGGAUUUCCGUGGCCGUGCUUAUCCACUUCCGGCAUACUUGAAUCAGAUGUCUGCCGACAAUGCUCGUUCACUUCUUCUUUUCAAGAAAGGCAAGCCGCUCGGUGAGGCUGGAUUGCGGUGGCUGAAGAUCCAUCUUUCCAACGUCUAUGGUUUCGAUAAGGCUAGUCUUAAGGAGAGAGAGGAGUUCACCAUGCAACAUUUAGAAGAUGUUCUUGAUUCAGCAAACAAGGGUCUGCAUGGCCGAAAAUGGUUUUUGGAGGCUGAGGAUCCGUGGCAGUGUCUUGCUGCAUGCUGUGAAUUGCGCAAUGCUCUCAAACUGGAGAAUCCCACCGAGUAUGUGUCACGCUUACCUGUUCACCAAGACGGUUCUUGCAACGGUCUUCAGCAUUACGCGGCAUUGGGAGGAGAUAUGGAGGGUGCCCAACAUGUCAAUCUUGAACCCGGUGAUCGACCUAAGGAUAUUUAUACUGGUGUCUCGGACUUUGUUACCGAAAAGGUCGAGCGAGAUGCAGCAGCUGGGCACGAGAUUGCCAAGCUUCUUGUUGGAAAAAUCAAGCGUAAAAUUGUCAAGCAGACGGUCAUGACAAAUGUGUAUGGUGUCACUUUUGUUGGUGCUAUUCGCCAGGUCCGUCGUCAGAUCGCUGCGCAUUAUCCGGGCCUUGAAGAAACACCCGGUAUCAGCAAGUAUAUCGCCAGUGCCAUUUUCGAAGCACUCAGCACGAUUUUCAGUGGUGCCCAUUCGAUUCAGUAUUGGUUGGGCGAUUGUGCUACCAGAAUUAGUCAGGCUAUCUCCCCGGAUCAACUUGACGCGUUGGCAAAGAAUGUUCUCCAGGAUAACACGUCAGCUAAGGAGGAUGUGGAGAUGGAUCCGCUCAGGAUGUUUCGGUCUACCAUCAUCUGGACCACACCGUUGGGCCUUCCUGUUGUUCAGCCUUACCGGACUGUGAAGUGUCAGCGGGUGUACACCACAUUGCAGACAUUGAAUAUUAUUCAGGAUUCCACGUCCGGCAACGUCUCUAAGCGCAAACAACUACAGGCAUUCCCACCAAACUUUAUUCAUUCGCUUGACGCGACUCACAUGAUGCUCUCCGCCAUUGAGUGUUACCGCCAGGGACUAGUUUUCUCCGCCGUUCACGAUUCGUUCUGGACUCAUGCAUGUGAUGUCGACAAAAUGAAUAUCGCCUUGCGUGAUUGUUUCAUUCGCAUGCACAGCGACGACAUCGUCAAGAGACUAGCUGCUGAGUUCCGUGCUCGUUAUGAAGGUCAUAUAUUCCUCGCUAAGAUUCCUGAGUCAUCUCCCAUUGCUCGAGCCAUCGCCAAGUACCGGGAAGCGAAAUACGCCAACUCCAAGAAGAAAUACUACGUUGAAGAGUUGUUGUUGGAGCACCAACGCCAGACUCUUCUCCGAUCGGAUGACCCUGAAUUGCAGGAAAAAGGCCGUGCGAUGGUAACAGCAGCGAGCAUCUUUGAAAGUGCGGGCGGUAGCCACAACGACUUGGCUAUCGCCUCUACACUCGGUCAAACCGGAACCGGUAACGUCACGACGGAAAAGCGAGCAGGCGUGUUCGGCAAUUCCGUUGUGGAUGAAAAGGACCCUGCUGUGGCUAGCUUGUUCUCCGACUUUGACCCACAAUACCUCGACGCCGAGAUCGACGCCAAAACUCCCACUGACGACGUCGCUGGCGAAGGAGAUGUGGUCGAGAUGGAGGAUUCUGAGCCGUUUGAAGAAGAGAAGACCAAGUCUGUAAAGACACGAUCCAAGAUGGAAUGGGCAUGGCUGCCACUUAAUUUCCGUGAUAUCCCCAAGAAGGGCGAAUUUGACGUCAAGCGAUUGAAGGACAGUCAAUAUUUCUUCAGUUGA
This is a messenger RNA of Talaromyces stipitatus ATCC 10500, 4134 nucleotides long. Its product is annotated as mitochondrial DNA-directed RNA polymerase, putative. NCBI's taxonomy places the organism in Eukaryota, Fungi, Ascomycota, Eurotiomycetes, Eurotiales, Trichocomaceae. The transcript is spliced from 2 exons. Bases 1 to 4134 code for a protein of 1377 amino acids. Gene Ontology annotation, molecular function: mitochondrial promoter sequence-specific DNA binding; DNA-directed RNA polymerase activity. The record is from RefSeq and is a predicted model, not a curated record. Gene Ontology annotation, biological process: mitochondrial transcription. Gene Ontology annotation, cellular component: mitochondrial DNA-directed RNA polymerase complex.